This is a messenger RNA of Peronospora belbahrii, 1035 nucleotides long. Lineage: Eukaryota; Oomycota; Peronosporomycetes; Peronosporales; Peronosporaceae. The record is from the annotation of a GenBank genome assembly.
AUGUGGAGUUACAUGGCGUCAGUAUUAGGGAUCACGUACCAGAAUGAGAUUCCACAAGUCCCUUCCAGUACUCAAAAGAGUGACUUGGAACGCUCUUUCUUCCGCUUACGUAGUCGUGGUUUGCUUGACAGAGGAAAUGAGCUGUAUCUUUCAGUACCAAAGAAUAUCGGGGGGCAUUCAAAUGUCAUUUUCUUCCCUGGGGACGUUCAAAACUUUCAAGCUAUUAUGGAAUCAGGACCUUUUGCUGAGUAUAGUGACUACUCUUAUGAGAAGGUGGCAAAAUUGCUAAGUGAAAAGUUUGGAGAUUUUUGCAACGUGUGGAUUGUAAGACCUAAUUGCUUUAAACAUGGAGCAUAUAGUAGUUUUGAUAAUUUUGUAACUACCGAUGAGUAUGGAGCAGCAACAAAGUAUGACCCGACAGCUUUUGCAACCAAGCAUUUGGUGUCUCUGAUUCAGAAUACCCAGACGACAUUAAGACAACAAGGAGUCAAUGUGUCGACGGCUCUCCCAAUUCAUCUCAUAGGUUUCAGCAAAGGCGGUAUUGUUUUGAAUCAACUUGUGACAGAGCUCGUGAGAUACUCGUUCAACAAGAAACGCUCGAACAGCGGUCAAAUUCGGCAGGGUUCUAUGUUCGCAAGCACGCGACAGUUUUUCUCAGGUGUUAACUCGAUUCAUUGGCUGGACUCUGGCAACGGUUUACUGGAAGGCGCAUUGCCUACGGAAGAGCUUGCUCUAUCUGUGCUUUCGCGAUACGAGCGGCUAAGAUUAUUCGUACACGUCACACCGUAUCAAUAUCAUGCCAGAACGCGGCCAUGGAUAAAAGCCGAAGUGAACAGUUUUGUGAACAAAAUGAACUUUCUUGGUGCCAAUAUUCAGCUUAUUAUCUAUUACGAGGGUGAUGAAGAUUCAUUAGCAUCCCAUUUUAGUAUCCUGCAAGCUUUUGAUGUCAACCGAUCAUUCAAAUCGAAAGGACAAAAAGGCUGCCGAUUGCAAGAGCAUGCAGUAGUACAAUACAACCGGUUUGGAUCUAAAUGA